UAAUCACAUGAAAACCGAGGUUUGCGGAAGCUGCCGUCCGGUCACCGUCUCCGUGUUCCUGUCAAAGUCACCACAGCUUGUCACGUUUAAUAUGGCGUUUUCAGAAAAAUGGAAAUAGCGCUCAGCCUCGUAUCGUUAACUGUCACCAAGGUUUUGCAGUUUUCUGGACUCGUCGACAGAAGGAAUGCCCUGAAGACCAAAAAGAUGGAGGAGAAAGCGUUAGAAGUGUACGAUGUGAUUCGAUCGAUCCGAGACCCAGAGAAGCCCAACACCCUGGAGGAGUUGGAGGUGGUGACGGAGAAAUGUGUGGAGGUCCAGGAGCUCGGAGAGGACGAGUACCUGAUCAUUAUCAAGUUUUCUCCAACCGUCCCUCACUGCUCUCUGGCUACUUUGAUCGGCCUGUGCUUACAAGUGAAGCUGCAGAGGUGUUUGCCUUUUAAACAUAAGUUGGAAAUUUACAUUUCAGAGGGAACCCAUUCUACUGAGGAAGAUAUUAACAAACAGAUCAACGAUAAGGAGCGAGUGGCAGCCGCCAUGGAAAACCCGAACCUGAGAGAGAUCGUGGAGCAGUGUGUGACCGAACCCGACGACUGACCAGGCAGAGCUGCCCACCUGAAAGCAAACACCCUGGAGCUGUAGUGUGUGUGUGUGUGUGAGUGUGAGUGUGUGUGUGUGUGAGUGUGUGUGUGUGUGUGUGUGUGUGUGUGUGUGAGUGUCUUUCCACAGUGCCUGAGGAUAUUUUUCAGAGGAUUCCCUAGCGUCUGUCUGAUGGCAGAGACUUGUUUCGGCUCUGAGGAGUUUGUGGGUGUUUGGGGGAUUUUUUUUUUUCUGAACAGUCUCCAGUAAUAAGGUUGAAUACUGAGUAAUGAAUAAAAGCCAGAGGGGAAGUUGGCGUAAAGCGACAGAUGUGUGUUGACUUUCUCGUCAUUCCCUGCUGGACAGACUCGCAGUGAACAGCAGCAGGUCUUUGUUGUCGUCUGCUGAGUUCUGCUGGAGGCAGCACCAGACGCUGCGGAGGAAAUGGUCCAGAGAAAACAGGAGACGCCUCCUGCCCUACUUCCAUUUCAUCCUCCAUCCGUCUGCUUUUCCUUCCUCCUUCAAACCGACUCUGGGAAGAGAGAGAUAGGUCUUGAGAUGGGUUUUCUCUCUUUUUUUUGCACAGGAAACCCGAAAGAAAUGCACUCAGAUGUUUCAUGUUUCCUGUGGUGACUGUUUUUAGAAGUCUGGCCUUUUGUAAAUGCACUCAGGGAAUCAAUCAGUCAGUCCGAGUCAGUCUGAGUAGAAAUAUGAUUCUUUAGAUUUGAUUUUUUUAAUUUUUUUUUUUUAAAAGAUGUGAUGUACAAAAAAAAUCAGCUAUUAAAAGUUACAUGGA
This is a messenger RNA of Toxotes jaculatrix (banded archerfish), 1372 nucleotides long. RefSeq names its product cytosolic iron-sulfur assembly component 2A (gene ciao2a). The transcript has 5 exons. NCBI's taxonomy places the organism in Eukaryota, Metazoa, Chordata, Actinopteri, Toxotidae. Bases 109 to 594 code for a protein of 161 amino acids. The record is from RefSeq and is a predicted model, not a curated record.